Molecule: messenger RNA, 3673 nt
Organism: Cercospora beticola
Lineage: Eukaryota; Fungi; Ascomycota; Dothideomycetes; Mycosphaerellales; Mycosphaerellaceae
Source: RefSeq, a predicted model, not a curated record
AGACGACGUUGCGAAGCGAUGGACAAUUCGUUCGCCGCUGUCGUCUCGUCACCGCGGCGGCGGAGAACGGAGGGUGCGGACUUGUGGUCAUUGAAACGGACGGGCAGCCACAAUUCUUCCACCUCAUCCGACAUCCUGGUGGCAGGUCCAUCGCAACAAACGCCAUCACGUCCGACACACCAGCGACAAGACUCGACGCCCGUCCGCAUGUCGCGCUCCAACACGUCGACGCUCACCCGAGCGUACACGCAGUACGGUCACCUGACGAUUCGCUUUGCACCGCGCGCCGCGAGGGACCGCCUGCGUGCCAUUUUGCAAUCAAAGCCCAGCCCAGACUUCCACAGCUCCGACGACGACAGCGACAAUCGAUCCGAGCAGCCCAGGCGCGACGCUCGCGAUGAUGUCGAAGGCCCCAACGAACGCGGGACGUAUUCGAAAGAAUACACGCUCAAGCACCCCGAGACCAAGUGGGUCCAUCGUGGUCAAGGUCGAUACCUACCGGCAUCAGAAAUCAAACCGGAGACUGUUGCAUCGUCGCCGCGACCGACGAGAUACCUGCCAGAGCGGGCGACGACAUCAUCAGCGCAUAGCUCUGGGGCAGCGAUGGAAGAAAUGUACGACAGCCUCUGGCAGCACUUCGAUGAGUAUCGACGCAAGCAAAACCCAAUGGCGCGUCCUGGCUGGAGCCCGCAACUUCGAGGAUCGUACAACAGCAUCAUGGCCCUGCUCAGAGCGACUCCGCGAUACAAUUGGUCGAGAGCCAUCGAAGACAUUGAGAACCCAGAGCAUCGGGAACUCGUCCACCAAUGGGCCGAUGCGAUGGAACGUAAACAUCCACUGCAGAAUACGACCGAUGCGGAGAAUGCCCGGCCGAGCAGACUGGCCGCCCGGCAAGCCAAGACCGUUGGAUACCCUAACAUCGACCAGCGUCGAAGCUCGCGCCUCGUCGACACUAUAGUUAACACCUAUGACGACGACGAGAGCGAUGACGAUGUAGAUGUGGAAGUAGAAGAUGAAGAUGACCACGACGCCGAAGAAGUUGAAGAAAGCGAGCCAGAGCACGAUCCCGAGCAGACGUACAGCAGGGAUUAUGUCGAUGCGCAUCCACACGAAUCAUUCUACCACACCGGUGCUGGGAGAUAUAGACGCGGAUCCCGAGCAACGAUUCUGAGCAAGCAGUCAACUCGACGUGGCUCAAGCACCUCCCAUGUCAUCAAAUACAGCAGCAGCGAAGCCUCGCACGACAUUGGUGGCGACAUUGCUGUGAAGAAAGAGGAUCUUCACAAGCAUGCAGGCCGAAUCUUUCACCACAGAGGGAACCAAUUCUAUCGACCAGGCGUCAGUCCACAUGGUAUCAAAGGCACCAAGCUUGUCCUUGCGAACGGCGAAUUGCUUGGACUCCACGAUCUUAACAAGAAAGACGCGGAAGACUUGCUUGCAAAGGCCAGCAAGAAGAACUUCGGCUUGGCAGAUCCGCGGACAGCGUCAGGAGUGAGCCAAAAUCGCAGCACUGGACGUCGCAAGAGCAGCACCUACAGUGCAGCUGAACCCGCCGCCGCUUCCGCCUCAUCAGGACGGAGGUCCAGCAAAGCGGAGAAUCACGCGAAUGGGGACAGUCACGAGCUUUCCCUUUCGCGGACGACCAGCCGCAGAUACAGCUCCAAGUCAAAUCUGGACGUAAAGGAUGCGUUUGUACGUGAGAACAAACUGAAGCCGACGCGAUCAAAGAGCGACCCAGACAUGCUUCUCGACAAAGAGUAUGUAGAUGCUCAUCCCGAUGAGAUCUUUCAUCAUCGCGGACAAGGCAAAUGGGCGCGUGGACUGCCGCCUCCAGGCUCUUCUAACAAAAUGGCGGUUCGGGGUCCAGGUGCUCGGGAGAUGUUCGACGCCAUGCAGCGCGGAGAAGAGCUUGACGAGAACGGCAGACCGCCACCACCCAUCACUGCUCUGCUCCGCAAGGAAGAAGGACCAGACCUGUAUCCGCAGUAUCAGUGGCAUUAUCGAGGAGGUGGCAAGCACUGCAGGCUGACCAAAGAAGAAGCGGAGGCAUACGAAGCCAGUUUACGUCCAGCAAAGAGACAGCGCGUUUCUACUGGAUUCCGCGGGCGCGGCGAAGGUCCGGAAGCACAGUUGCAACGUGAGAGCCUUGCAGCUCAGCAGGGGCCGGGCAAAGGCAAAGCGAACGUUCAGAUGCGCCGCCCUGGCCGACUUUCGCGCGAUGCCUCGCAGUACGGUGUUCACUCGAAAGCGUCUUCCAACUCCGAAUCGAAAGCACCAACGCCCAAGCCACCUCCACUGGCUCCCGAAGAAGAUCGUUUGACUGAAGACGACCUUCCGAGCCUGUACAAGGACGAGUGGUCAGACAUUGACGAGCAAGACCCGGACGACGAAGCCGCACACAUCAUGCGAGCCAGAUUCCGCCCCAUCGUCGGUGCAGAGCCGUUUGUGGCAGCACUGACCAAACACGACCCUGCAGUGCGCUCACUUGACUCGCUCAAAGCUCUUGCCGCCAACGCACAAAUGGCGCUCAUGUCGCUCCAAGACGAGUAUCUCGAGCUCGACAAGGUGGUGGCACGCCAUCCGAUGAACGGCAAGAAAGAGCGCAAGCCGGUUCACGGAGGCCGUGACCCAGUAUCACACGCCAUCUGGGAAGACAAGAAAGAAGCAGCACUUUACGACUACGCCUUCGACGCUCGCAAAGUGGGUUACCAGGACCCAGACGCACAGCGCAUCGUUCGUGACGCCGAAGGCCGCGAGCUUCGCAGACGCCGCAACCGCAUCGAUCCCCACACCACACAAGUCAACUACGGCGACGGCGAGAUGACCACGCGCCGCACGAUCAAACCGGUCUCCCGCUUCGACGGCGUCGUCGUGACCAUGCCGCGCAAGCGCUCUCGCCUCAACGUUGCUGAAACCACCGAAACCGACAACUCCGUGGGCAAAGCCGGCAGCAUGACCCCCGAGCGCUUCUCCGCUUCCGGCUGGAACGGUGAUCCCAACGAUUACGUCCCACCCACCCGUGGCCGCUGGGCUGGUCAUGUUCCGAAACGUAUUCAAGAGCUACGUGGCGCGAGCCUGUCCCGUCGCAGCGAGAGCGGAUCCCCGCAACCUUCUCCAGCAGCGAGCAGCAGUGGAGGCGUUCGUAAAGGGCGACCGCCUGGCAGCAAAAACCGCGAAGAGCGCAAAGAUAAGGGGAUCAAGAAGGGUCCGAGGAAGAAGAAAAUUGAUCCAGUUACGGGUGAAUUGGUGCCAGCUGGCAGCGGCGCUACAACUCCUGUGGCCGAGGGUCGCAAGCAGGAGAACAUCGAUUCCAGGACUUUCAGUGCUUCUCAACCCGCUGGAAUCGCUUCCAGCAGCACCACUACUGCACCAUCCACACGCCCAGAGAAUCCAAUGUCUCUGAACGCCAUCAUUGGGUAGCUACGGAGCAAUUCAGUAGCACCGAGCAAAUGGCCUGUUUGUCUAAUAGCAUAAGCGAGCAUGGAAAAUCCCACAGCAAAACGGAGAGGAAAGGGGAUCGUCGACGUGGCUGGCGUUUGUGCAUGCAUUUGCUUAAUCUGUAUUUAUACUCUCAGCUGUUGACCUAAGUGGUCAUUGCUCACUGAUACUGAGAACGAGAACGAGAAUUCUUUCUUCCUCGAGUUACAGCUACAUAAUGCAAGUCACCUGUCCG